Drosophila busckii is the source of this 628-nucleotide messenger RNA. RefSeq names its product RING finger protein nenya-like. The transcript is spliced from 2 exons. Gene Ontology annotation, molecular function: SUMO transferase activity. Gene Ontology annotation, cellular component: synaptonemal complex. NCBI's taxonomy places the organism in Eukaryota, Metazoa, Arthropoda, Insecta, Diptera, Drosophilidae. The record is from RefSeq and is a predicted model, not a curated record. The coding region runs from base 56 to 628 and encodes 190 amino acids. Gene Ontology annotation, biological process: reciprocal meiotic recombination; protein sumoylation; homologous chromosome pairing at meiosis.
GUUUUUGAUGAACGAACUAAUGAACUACAAGCUCUAACGAGAUUGACCGGUAGCCAUGUUUCAACCGCGAUGCAACAAGUGCAUUAAGGAUGCGGAUGCAGGACUGCUGCUAAGCAUAACGCGAUGUCAGCAUAUACUUUGCAGCCAGUGCAUCAAAACAAGCAACGACAAAAACAGGUGUCCGAUUUGCAUGGCAGAGCUAAAAAGCGUGCCUAUCAAUCGCAAUAUGCCUCACAAUAUCUCCCAUUAUUUUGACAAUCCCAGCAAGUAUCUGAAGCUAUACAGAGAUAUUAGUCGAUUUCAAAUGGAACAGCGUGCCUACACCUACAAUCACUAUGCCACACAAGAGCUUCAUGCUAAGGAGAGGAAGUCUGAGCUGCGAGGCUAUCUUAGGUUGGAUGAACAAAUAUGCAAGAAGAUUGAAAUUGAAAAGAAGCGCAUUAAAGAGCUGCGUAACUACAUUGAUUCUUCAAAAAUAUCAUUCGCAAAAGGGAAUGUAUGUCGUCCACGCACUCCCACGUUCAGCACCACAGACACUAGUAGUUCUCCUACUGAAUGCGAAAGUAAUUUAGGCGAAAGCUUUACUAUGGAGCAUUUAGCGAAAUUGUUUAAUAAGGACAGACGCUGA